Trematosphaeria pertusa is the source of this 2496-nucleotide messenger RNA. RefSeq lists its product as uncharacterized. The transcript has a single exon. Lineage: Eukaryota; Fungi; Ascomycota; Dothideomycetes; Pleosporales; Trematosphaeriaceae. The record is from RefSeq and is a predicted model, not a curated record. Bases 7 to 2496 code for a protein of 829 amino acids.
CCAGCCAUGGAGACUCGCAACAGUGCCCCGUGCUGUCAUCACCUUUUGAGGCAGCCUAUGGAGGGCAGUGAGCUAACUAGCGGAGGCAUACUCGGCUCUUACGACUCUAACACAUUCGUUUUCGAUCCGCCUUGCGAUUGUUCUCUCUGCCACACUCAGUUCUACAAAGUGGCGGAGCAACGUCUCGGUCGCUGGGCCUACACCAGUGUCCUCACUGACGAGGAAGCCAGAGAGAUUCUAGCAGGCUAUGUUACAGCCAUUGAAGCGGAUCGCCAAUACUUAAUUGCCGCCAUCAAGAAACACGGAGACGAGAUGCUGAGUCGAUGGCGUAAGCGCACCCGGACCAAACGAGCCGCUCUUCUUCAACUCGCCGAACCCAAUCUGCCCCACGACAAAGCUUUCAUCGCUGAUCUCGAGUUCGCCGGAGUCAAUUGGAAUGUCAUCCGGCAGGAAUACCGCAGGCGCCUUUUACUUUGUUCAGUGGAUAUUCACACGCUUGCUACGAACCCUUCGAUGUUCAUCGGUCUGCUACACCACCGGGCGAGUCGACUUCCGCAGGAAUGGGUUCGUUUCGAUAGCGACCAACUAGACAGCUCCUGGACGAGUGGUUUACUUGAUGUGAAUUACAACGCGAGUUGCGUAUACAUUCACGGACCGGGUUAUGGCGGUCUUACCGAGUGGAACUCCGCGGCUGUGCAUCAAUGCUAUAUCAUGGGAUUCCCGCGAGGUCAACUAGCGCUUGAAGCACAAGCAAUGCUUAUGAGCUUCCUACGCCGAGCUGUUGAACAUCUCUUAAACGGGGUUGAAGCGCAUGGAUUGGAUUCCGCUGUCAAGUGGAAUGAACUGGUGCAAGCGGGCCUGAGGAAGAGCGGUGACUCUGCGUCAUGGUCCGUCUAUAUGAAUCGGCCUUUCUCAGCGCCCCCCGUACUCGAUGUAGAUGCUUUGGUCUCGCAAGCCAAGGCAAGGGUAGACGCAACGGGCGACCACCUUUGGCUCCUUCAGACCGAACCUUCCUACAUGAAGCGCUGCGUCGAUAUGAUCCAUCAGUUACAACCCACGCAUUUUCUGUUCCCAAAAGAGACGAUAAGGAGCGCACUCGGUACCUGGGAAUUCCUUCUCGAUAUAGACAGACAUUGGUUCUGGCGGGGCAUUCUGGAAGAGUUCGAGCACAUCCAAGGUAUUUGCUCCCAAUACAAUUAUUCUAUUCGACCUGGGUUCCCUCUUGCGAAAGAUGUCAAUGCAACCCUCGGAGCUGUGGAGAAGCUUCUCUUAAAUUGUCUCGACAGCAGCGCAAGGAGCCUUCAAAUAAUCCUCGCACGACGUCCAGGCUUCGAGCAUCUCUACGAUCUCAAGUAUGCAGGAGACAUAUGCGCGAAACGACCGGCAAUGAUCAAGAGAUCAUACACACCCUUGAUUCUAUAUAAGAAGGAGAGGCUUUGGUGGUGUCUCAUGCAGCUCCUAGGCGACGUUGAAUGCAGGGCUCGGUUCCACUACGCUACAGUCUUUGACAUGCUCGAACGCCACUUGGAGUCUGCUUCUGCCGAGGAGCGUGGCCGACUAGAUGGUCUCUUGUACGAACAUCUCUCUGACCAUGUCACGAUCAUUGAAAUCCUGUGGGCUAUCCGCAUGCAUUAUCCGCGACCGGCUUUCCAUGCUCACGACGCCGAUGGAUUCAAAAGCAGAUUUGCUUCAAAAUAUGCAACCGCGAAGAAGCUUGACUGCAUGUGUAGUGUUGGAAGGGUUCUGGAUAAAUUCCAGACGGUUCCUCCCCCAAGCGGUCCCAAGGAUCGUGCAUGGUUACAGGCAUUCAAUGCUAUGCACCGCGCGUCGCAGGAAGUCUGGAGGGAAGUGUCGAAAGUCCAUGAACUCUGGUUCAAGGACCGUGGUUUCGCAGAGAAGGAGAUUCGUGCCUCCAUGCAGGCUCUGUCGCACUGGAAUAGCGCUGACUAUGAAUCUAGGCUUGAGGCUAGACGCAAGGAAGUGCUCUCCGAGAUGGAGAAACGCAAUGCCCAUCCCCAACCUACCUUGGAUCUCUUCCUACCGCUGCCCUCAACCGAAGAUGACGCCGCUAAAUUGCAGAUUCGGUAUGUCAAAGUAAAAGUCAAAACGCGCAGUGAGAAGCACACACCAGAGUCAAUCGGUCAGACCCUUCACGCCACCGGACUCAUCGAGACUGUUCCUACCGUUACAAAGAUUACUCUCGCAAAGCGCGCUCUGGUUGUGCUCAGGAACAUGUUCCCCUUGACAGCCGACGAGCGUCAAGUGACUGUGGAAUGGGAGACCUUCGUUCUAGCAAUGGAAGAGGCGGGCUUUGCUGCUAAAAACGGUGGCGGCUCUAUCGUUGUCUUCGAGCAGAAAGACGGACCCGGCAAGAUCAUCUUCCACCGUCCGCACCCGGUGCCCAAGAUCGACCCAGUCAUGCUCCAGUCUAUGGGACGCCGGAUGAAUAAGUGGUUCGGAUGGACGCGCAAUACGUUCGCGCUUGCCGGAAAGUGA